CAUAACCCUCCUUUAUCAUCCACGUACAUAUACACUAUUAAUUACAUAUACAUAUAUGAACACCUAGCUGCUAGUUGACCUGUCCAACUUAAUUUUACACCUCCCCUAGCUAUCUAUCUAUCUAUCUACUUGAAGUCGACAACACCAAAUUUAAUUUAAUUAUGGAAAAGCAAAAAGAAGAAGCAUCAAUAAUAAGCAAACAACGUGAAGUAUGGGAUUGUGGUAGUUCUCUUUAUGACUCAUUUGAGCUCAAAUCCUUACAACAUCAGCUCAACUCAGCCAUCAUUAAUUCUUCUUCAAGAACCAUGUCAAUGCCUCACCUCUCUCACCACCGUCAACCACCACCGCCACCACCACCACCAUCCACCUGCACCAACAACAAAAAACACUCCAAAAUCUCUCGAUCACUCCACAAGUUUCUCCGGUCAGUUUUUAGGCCUAAAACCGCACACAAAAGCUUAUCAACACAUCAUGGAGUGUUUUAUGUCUAUGAUACUACCGGUGCACUUUCUACCAUCCCGGAAGUACCGGAAACUUUGCCGGAGUUUGAUGGGUUUUCGCCGGAGAUGAAGUCUUUGGUCAAAAGGUCAAGGUCUGACCGGUUUAUGUCCACCUCAUCAUCUUCUAUUGGUAUAUCAUGUGUGUGACGUACAGUUUUAUUAAACACAUAUAUAGCUAGCAUAGCUUGCUUAAUUACAAAAUGGUCAAGUGUUAUUUUUAUGAUACUGGUAUUAUAUAUGUUGAUAAUAUACUACUAUAGUUUUGAUA
Erigeron canadensis is the source of this 768-nucleotide messenger RNA. RefSeq lists its product as uncharacterized. The record is from RefSeq and is a predicted model, not a curated record. The coding region runs from base 162 to 647 and encodes 161 amino acids. The transcript has a single exon. Lineage: Eukaryota; Viridiplantae; Streptophyta; Magnoliopsida; Asterales; Asteraceae.